AUGUACCGAGCCGUCAGUAGCAUUCCAAGAGAGGUUGGCAAAAGUUCACGUGCUAGAACUCGCAGCGUGUCGGUGUCGGUAGCAGCUGGUUAACAUGCACUUUAAUAACAAGGAAGCCUUCCAUCCUUUGGGUAACGCAGCCCGACAUGCUGUUGAUACUGGAAAGAGAAAGCACAUUGUUAAUAUAAAAUUUAGCCGCAUUCGGGAAUCCUUUGUGAGUGUAUCCGAUGUGAAAGUACAUAGAUUACUCGUGCGUUCUAUCAAGGCAUGGUCACGAUUCAUGCUUUAGUUGCUGACUGGCCUUUUGAUUGUUCCAGUUUGUUUUCACACGAGAACAGUAAAUAUUAUAGACAAGUCGGCGCUUCAAUUUUAUUCAGAUUCACCAAAACAGUAUGAUAUGUGCCAAAGUGAUAUGAACAACAUGUGUGCCGAUUACUUAUUCUACGUCAGUCGGGCAGAUAUUUUCUCCGUAUAUCCGACCAUCCUGCAGGAAAUUCUGGUAUUGGAAGACUUAUUUCGGUCCAAGAAAGCCUUCAGGAGUGCUAUCAGUACGGAUAAGGUACAGUUGCAACUACCGAGCGAAUUUGACUGGCAGUUGAAGCAAUAUUUCCGUCUAUUGGAGCAACAGAAGAAAAUCAAUGCUGCUGGAGAUAGUGGAGUUCUAUUGAAAACAUCAUUAGAUUUGAAAGAGACUACUAUUUGGGAAACGAAAGAUAAAUCUCUCGAUGAAAUCUCAUCCUUCUCUUCUCCUGCCCUCGGAGAUGCUUCCUCAACGCAACGUCGAAAGCAACGUCGUUGCUAUCAGGACAAUCCAAUCGACUUUUGCAAUAUUGACGAGUAUAACCAGUGGCGCUUGGAGGACAUUGCACGAGCCGGAAAACUGCUGAAUCUGCCUCCUCUUGAAGUUUCGUUCGAUGAUGAAUUCGUGAUGCGAAAGGUUUACUCUAUGAUAUACGACGUAUUUCGCUUUAAACUAGUUCUACAACAAGUACUUAAAAAUACUGAUUUCUAUGAAAAGAAUCCUCAGUUGAAGCAUGAGACAACACGAGUGUGGCUACUUUUAUAUGAUAUGUAUCUUAGAAAGUUCGCGAAACGGGAACCAGAACUAAUAACUUUGAAAAAUUCUCUUUUCGGUGAAGCCGGUUUACUAGAAAUCGAGAAAUGCUUGGAUACACACAGCAUCCAAAACGCCGCAGCUCUGACUCGGAUCCGCAUUCAAAAUAGUGCCCACAGUUUAAUAGAACUACUGCCACCGCAUCUUCAGGAUGAGAAAGUUGCUGUUGUUGUUUCGAAUCCAAUUGUAACUGGAUGGAUCAAUACAUUUCGUGUCAAAAACAAAAGUAAGGCCAACGAACUGCUUAAUUUUAUUGGACUACAUGUAAUUGAAGAGCACAAUCCGUCCCUCUCAAGUGACCAUGCUACGAACAAUCUCAAAGGAACAUUUUUUGUACCUCUCGCUGUUGGAAAGUACAAGUGGGAUAACUUAUGUCCUCAAGUGAUAUCUAUCUUUCCGGAAAACAGAACUCAAUUUAUUAGAUCGCAAAUAUUCCAACAACAUGAAAUGAUUAUACAAGACCGCUCUUUCAUGAUAGGGCCCGCGAUCUUUGCGAGUUUAUUGGAACUCUAUGAACUUACUGGGGACGUAGUGCAGACGCACAUCUCAUCACCAAGAUCUACUGCCUAUUUGGCAUCUCUUCUGUUCACCUGCCGAAGAGUUCAUAACUUUCUUGCGUUCGGUUGUGGCAAUAAAUUAAACGAAUACAAACAGUACAUGGUCGACCUCGGUGUUAGUAAUGUCAAACUUUACGCAGAAAACUUCAUUGAUGUUCCACAUGGAGCCGGCAUGAUUGAACGAGUUGUCGGUGUAUUCGCCAAUCCACCAAGCUCGUAUUCUGCGGUUAGUGAUCCAAUCGAUUUGAUAUGCAGUCGAGGAGGCGACUUAUCGAUGCUCGAAAUUUUAUCUGAAUCGGAAAUGACAGAAGAAAGUAAGCAACGGGUGUCCAAGCUGUUAGUUGAACAACGAGAAACGCUGAAGCAUUGCAUGUCUAGGCCGCAGGUUCAAAUUAUCCUAUACCAAACUCAUUCAAUCGUACAAACCGAAAAUGAAAUCAUGGUUGAAAAAGUUAUUGAGUAUGUUAACCAGAGAGUUUAUGACUUGCAUUUACAAGCAGCCAAAGAUCGAGAACUAGCUGCACUGGCGGAGGCAGCAGGUAACCAACUCGUGAACAGACUUCUUGGUCGACAGGAUACCAUUAAAACUUGCAAAUCAGAGGAAUAUUGUGACAACCAAUCAGAGGAUGAUGAUUUCAGAAAGCCAUCCAUAGAAGACGUCGAAGUUCCACUAAGUGACCAAUUUGAGACUAUUGAGAUACCAGACUUUUGUCCCUAUCGCGACAGUUGUCUGAGCUUCGCAGAUGAUGGCCUGUUCUUGUCUUUGAUAAAGAGGAAAGAAGUCAUUCGUCUCGAUUCAAAAUAUCUAAUCAAAAUAGCAGAGGUUCGAGGAAUUUUCGGAGAUACCAGUUGCAAUACAGAAUGUAGAACCAACGUGAAAGUAACUAAACGACAAGAUAAGAAACCCGACGAUAGAGAGAAAAUGGAACUUGAAAGCGACAAACGUCGACUCAAGCGCCGCAGUAGCAACAUGGACUCACUGAUCAGUCGUUUGAAUACACCGACACAAGCAUCGUUGAAACGAGGUCAUCAUCAUCGAGUAUCUUCAAUGGAACACAAAUUUAUGUAUUUUGAUCCGUACCAGGAAUGGUGUCCAAGGUUUGCAGGCACCCGAAGCGAUUUUAACCUAUCGGUGCUAAAUGACGAUAAAUUGACGCGUCACUGGACAAAUACGGCUCCACGCGCUCGAAACUGGUGGCGAAAUACAAUCAGAUAUGUAUGUCAACGAAUUCGUUUGAUAAAACAACACUACGGAACGAAUAGACUGAGUCUUCUGCAGCUCAAACAAAACUUUUUCAGUUUUAAACCUGCAUAUGACCUAGAUCACUCCAAGAGGUUUCGAAAUAUCUAUUACAACAGAGUGCCCUAUCCGCUUCCGAUCCGAAUGCUGGAGCUCCGACAGUACAAUUCGGAAAACACGUUAGUGCAAGUCAAUCACUUUAAUUCCAACGAAAAAGGAUCUAGACUAAGUCGACAGAACGCAAUCGCAAGUGGUCAACAAGUAAGAGUUCGUUCAUCACAAUCUUGUUAGAAACAAAAAUUUUGUUACAACAUACAACACUAAGGUCUGGAAAACCCACCAUACGUUUCUAUAUCGACAAUCAAUAUAUAUCAAUUAAAAUGGUGUUCCAGUCAAUAAAAACUGAAUUAAAAGCUAUAAUACAAGAACAUGACAUUAUUAUAACGUAUGUA
Messenger RNA from Malaya genurostris, 3363 nucleotides. RefSeq lists its product as uncharacterized. NCBI's taxonomy places the organism in Eukaryota, Metazoa, Arthropoda, Insecta, Diptera, Culicidae. The record is from RefSeq and is a predicted model, not a curated record. The transcript is spliced from 6 exons. Bases 398 to 3202 code for a protein of 934 amino acids.